UGCCCCGCGCUUGUUGCAGUGUCACGGCCGGCCCGGCGCGCCCCGGCCAUGAAGCAGGACGGCGCCUCCCGCCGCCGCGGCGACAAGGCCAAGGCUCCCCCCGAGGGGCCGCCGCCGGCACCUCCCGACGUAGAGAUGCAGGAGGAGGCGGCGGCGACGACGACGACGGCGGCGGCCGAAACGGCUGGGGAAAAGCAGCCGCAGAGAGAGCUUGACGCCAUCACGUUGGAGGACAUCAAGGAGCAUGUGAAGCAGCUGGAGAAGGCUGUGGCAGGGAAGGAGCCUCGCUACGUGCUGCGGGCGCUGCGGGCGCUGCCCUCCACCUCGCGCCGCCUCAACUCCAACGUGCUGCACAAGGCCAUCAAUGGCUUCUUCACCUCCAACACCACCCUGAGGGACUUCCUCCUGGCCUUCCUGGAGGAGGCCAUGGACACAGAAGCUGAGCUGCAGUUUCGCCCCCGGACGGGGAAGGCAGCCUCAGCCCCUCUCUUGCCAGAGGUGGAGACCUACCUGCAGCUGCUCCUGGUCAUCUACCUGAUGAACAGCAAGCGGUACCCGGAGGCUCAGAAAGUCUCUGACGACCUGAUGCAGAAGAUCAGCUCCCAGAACCGCCGGGCCCUCGACCUGGUGGUGGCAAAGUGCUACUACUACCACUCCCGCAUCUACGAGUUCCUCAACAAGCUCGACGUGGUCAGGAGCUUCCUGCACGCCCGGCUCCGCACGGCCACGCUGCGGCACGACGCCGACGGCCAGGCCACCCUCCUGAACCUGCUGCUCAGGAACUAUCUCCACUACAACCUCUAUGACCAAGCAGAGAAGUUGGUCUCCAAGUCUGUGUUCCCUGAGCAGGCCAACAACAACGAGUGGGCUCGGUACCUCUACUACACAGGGCGCAUCAAGGCCAUCCAGCUGGAGUACUCCGAGGCGCGCAGGACCAUGACCAACGCCCUGCGCAAGGCCCCGCAGCACACCGCCGUUGGCUUCAAGCAGACGGUGCACAAGCUGCUGAUCGUGGUGGAGCUGCUGCUGGGGGAGAUCCCGGACCGGCUGCAGUUCCGGCAGCCCUCGCUCAAGCGCUCCCUGAUGCCCUACUUCCUCCUGACCCAGGCUGUCAGGACUGGCAACCUGGCCAAGUUCAACCAGGUCCUGGAUCAGUUCGGGGACAAGUUCCAGGCGGACGGCACCUACACCCUGAUCAUCCGCCUGAGGCACAACGUCAUCAAGACAGGUGUGCGCAUGAUCAGCCUCUCCUACUCCCGCAUCUCCCUGGCCGACAUCGCCCAGAAGCUGCAGCUGGACAGCCCUGAGGACGCGGAGUUCAUCGUGGCCAAGGCCAUCCGGGACGGUGUGAUCGAGGCCAGCAUCAACCACGAGAAAGGCUACGUCCAGUCCAAGGAGAUGAUUGACAUCUACUCCACGCGGGAGCCCCAGCUGGCCUUCCACCAGCGCAUCUCCUUCUGCCUCGACAUCCACAACAUGUCAGUCAAGGCCAUGAGGUUCCCACCCAAAUCUUACAACAAGGACUUGGAGUCUGCCGAGGAGCGCCGGGAGCGCGAGCAGCAGGACCUGGAGUUCGCCAAGGAGAUGGCAGAGGAUGAUGAUGAUGGCUUCCCCUGAGCCCCUGGCCUGCCUCCAGCGGUUUUUAUUUGUCCUUAGGGAAGAUCCUGCCUGGGGGGGGAGCCUCCCCCAGCCCAGCCCUGGCCUCCCCCAGCCCAGCCCUGGCCUCCCCCACCCUCUGUCUACCUUUCUUUUAUAAAGCCUGCAUGUCUGUCCUGUGGGAGGGGG
Messenger RNA from Dryobates pubescens (Downy woodpecker), 1785 nucleotides. RefSeq names its product proteasome 26S subunit, non-ATPase 3 (gene PSMD3). NCBI's taxonomy places the organism in Eukaryota, Metazoa, Chordata, Aves, Piciformes, Picidae. The record is from RefSeq and is a predicted model, not a curated record. Gene Ontology annotation, cellular component: proteasome complex; proteasome regulatory particle, lid subcomplex. The transcript has 12 exons. Gene Ontology annotation, biological process: ubiquitin-dependent protein catabolic process; regulation of protein catabolic process. Bases 49 to 1617 code for a protein of 522 amino acids. Gene Ontology annotation, molecular function: enzyme regulator activity; protein binding.